Molecule: messenger RNA, 1656 nt
Organism: Cercopithifilaria johnstoni
Lineage: Eukaryota; Metazoa; Nematoda; Chromadorea; Rhabditida; Onchocercidae
Source: the annotation of a GenBank genome assembly
AUGCAUCAGUUGUAUCGUGAUGCUCCGAUAAGAUUAUUAAUCUUGGUAUCCUGUGUAGAUAACGAGCCGUUCAUGUCCUUGGUGUCGGAGAGUUCGGGGCGACGUUCUUCGCCACAUCGUAACUUACGAAUGGUUCGAAAUUUGUCACGUGGAUGUUCUGGUUCAGUAGAUGCUGGUACCUCCUUUAUUCCCAAUUUUUCGGCUGCUGCAAGUGAGGGCAUGAAAUUGACAGCUGAUGAUGAUAACUGGGCAGAAAAUACUACGAUUAUAACUGGCAAUACAAGCGAACAUUCAUAUAGUGGUCUCGCCGAAAGAGCGCUUGUGGCUCCAGUUGGACGUGUUGUUGCAAGGAGAUGUUCUCGGAUAUUUUGGCUUCUCAGUGCUUCGCUUAUUUCAUUUGUGGCUAUUAUUUCUCCCGCUCUUAUGGUUGCUUUACCAAUUAUUUUGCAUCAGAUUGGAUUCGGCUGGCCCGAGGUAUUAUGUGGUGCUGAUUGCCAAGGACUGAUGUUGAAUUUGGCAGUGAAAACAUUGUUAUUAUUAGGCGCACUUUGGGCGAUGUAUUUCCGGCAUGCUUCAGCGGAUAUGCCACGUCUAUUUUUUCAUCGUGCUGCAUUGGCAUUCUUAUCUUUAUUCAUUCUUUUUGCCUUCUGGUUGUUCUAUUCUGUUCGUAUAUUAUUCGAGAAAGAAAGCAGUUAUAAUGUGAUUGUCGGUUUUGCUCUUUCAUUACUCGAUUCAAUGCUUUAUUUGCACUACAUUACGGUCAUCAUUUUGGAGUUGCGGGCUUUAAGGCCAGAAUUCAUUGUUAGCGUUGUAAGGGAUCCGGAUGGAGAAAGUCGAACUUUUAGCCUCGGUCUGAUGAGCAUCCAAGAAGCUGCUGUCCAUAUUCUCAGGAUGUACUAUUCUACUUUCCCGUCUUAUAAUCCGUAUAUGGAUAAAUCAUUCAACGGAGGUUCAAUACAUUUCCGGUCUGGUGUGUCACAACCAGUUGGGGGUUUCAAGAUGUAUGAUAUCGAAGGUUUGGGUAACGAAUGUACUAUAACAGAGGCUAAUGCUCGUGCCAUCAUGGAGGCUGCUGCAAAAAGACGAAUUGGUGGACACAAUGAACGUUACCAUGAAAUAAUAGAGUGGGAACGGCGAGUGCAAAAGCGGAAAUAUCGCUUGAUUAGUACUACAGAAGAGGCGUUUGCAAGUGUUCAAAAUGUGACGGUCAACAAUCAAAAUAAGGUUUUGGGAGAGCCUAUGGAAGCACUUGGGGCAGCUCAAGCAGUGUUUUCUGCGAUCGCUAGGCCACUGAAUAAGUAUUUGAAGCUUACUCGACAACAACCUCGUCAUACAGCUGAUCAAGUUGUUGCUCAUCUUGCUCGCUGUCUUUCACUUCGUUUUACAGCUGCUACUUUUCUGCAAAGAUUUUUCUCUUCGAAAUUUCCUUUCCCAGAACGCGUGAGAGAGACGAAGUGGUCAAUUGUAUGCAAUGUUCAAGCAUCCGCUGGUAUUAAACAUGGCACAGUCUUUGUAUUGCGUUGUCACGAACGUGAUGAUGAUGCUGGAGUGCAGUUGCUUUGCUCACUUCAUUCGUUUCCUUUUUUUAAUCUUACUGAACAGCAAUCGUCGACAUCAAAAUUCGCCUUAAAAAUUACCCCAGAAUCAAAUGUUUAG